AUGUACGCCGGCUUACCUUGGCAAUGAAAGUGAAAUGGACGCACUGCACACAUACGUAUAAAAACCGGAGCACUCCUAGCCGAAAUUAUUCAGUUGCCAACUUUAGAACCAGCAACAUGUACGCCAAGGUGAUCGUAGCUCUGUGCGCCGUGGGCAUGGUCCGCGCUGGAGGUCUCCUCGCAGCAGCUCCAGUGGCCUACUCCGCUCCCAUCAUCACCAAAACCAUCACCCCGGCGGUGUCCUCCGUGUCCUCCUACUCCACACACACCGCGCACGGUAGCCCGGUCGCUGCGUACGCCGCUGCCCCCGUCGCCACCUAUGCCGCCGCUGCCCCCGUCGCGUACGCCGCCAAGACUUAUGCCGCUCCCGCCAUCGCGACUUACGCCGCUGCCCCCGUGGUGACCAAGACCAUCACCCCCGCCGUGUCCUCCGUGUCGUCUUACUCGACCCACACCUCUCACGGUUCCCCCGUGGCCACUUACGCUGCCGCCCCCGUAUCCUACGCCGCUCCCGCAGCCUACGCCGCUCCCGCAGCCUACGCCGCUCCCGCAGCCUACGCCGCUCCCGCAGCCUACGCCGCUCCCGCAGCCUACGCCGCUCCCGCAGCCUAUGCCGCUCCCGCCGUAGCCGCGUACUCCGCCCCCAUUGUUACCAAGACAAUCACCCCUGCUGUGUCCUCCGUGUCCUCUUACUCUUCCCACACCGCCCACGGUUCCCCCGUUGUGGCUUCUUACGCCGCUGCCCCCGCCGUGGCCACUUAUGCCGCUGCCCCCGCCAUCUCCACAUACGCCGCUCCCGCCAUCUCUACCUACGCCCACGCCGCUCCCGUCCUGAAGUCGGCUGUGGCCUACUCCGCCGCCCCCGCAGUAUCUCACCUCUCCUACAGCGGACUCGGUGCUCAAUAUGGUUGCAACAUGUACGCUAAGGUGAUCGUAGCUCUGUGCGCCGUGGGCAUGGUCCGCGCUGGAGGUCUCCUCGCAGCAGCUCCAGUGGCCUACUCCGCUCCCGUCAUCACCAAGACCAUCACCCCGGCGGUGUCCUCCGUGUCCUCCUACUCCACACACACCGCGCACGGUAGCCCGGUCGCUGCGUACGCCGCUGCCCCCGUCGCCACCUAUGCCGCCGCUGCCCCCGUCGCGUACGCCGCCAAGACUUAUGCCGCUCCCGCCAUCGCGACUUACGCCGCUGCCCCCGUGGUGACCAAGACCAUCACCCCCGCCGUGUCCUCCGUGUCGUCUUACUCGACCCACACCUCUCACGGUUCCCCCGUUGCCACUUACGCUGCCGCCCCCGUGGUCGCUAAGGCCUACGCUCCCGUAUCUUACGCCGCUCCCGUAUCCUACGCCGCUCCCGCAGCCUACGCCGCUCCCGCAGCCUACGCCGCUCCCGCAGCCUACGCCGCUCCCGCAGCCUACGCCGCUCCCGCAGCCUACGCCGCUCCCGCCGUGGCCGCGUACGCCGCCCCCGUUGUCACCAAGACAAUCACCCCUGCUGUGUCCUCCGUGUCCUCUUACUCUUCCCACACCGCCCACGGUUCCCCCGUUGUGGCUUCUUACGCCGCUGCCCCUGCCGUGGCUACUUAUGCCGCUGCCCCCGCCAUCUCCACAUACGCCGCUCCCGCCAUCUCUACCUACGCCCACGCCGCUCCCGUCCUGAAGUCGGCUGUGGCCUACUCCGCCGCUCCCGCGGUAUCUCACCUCUCCUACAGCGGACUCGGUGCUCAAUAUGGCUGGUAAACUGAAUCCCAUGAAACUUUUGUAAAUAGAUAU
This is a messenger RNA of Cydia splendana, 1769 nucleotides long. RefSeq lists its product as uncharacterized. The coding region runs from base 24 to 1736 and encodes 570 amino acids. The transcript has 4 exons. Lineage: Eukaryota; Metazoa; Arthropoda; Insecta; Lepidoptera; Tortricidae. The record is from RefSeq and is a predicted model, not a curated record.